CAACGAGCGUUAAGCAGUAUUAAUACCAGCGGCGUCCUCAUUUCAGGCUUUACACUGAGACGCGGCGGUGCAGGAGAGGCUCGGUGCUUGAUCUUUGACAGCGUCGGCAAUGGAGGCCGCGAACGACGUUAAGGGUACGGGCGGAAGAAUAGGAGGGAACAGGAAGAAGGUCGUAUCUAAGUCCGUGAAAGCCGGCCUUCAGUUUCCGGUGGCUCGCAUAGCCAGGUUCAUGAGGAGAGGUCGCUAUUCUAAGCGUUUGGGCACCGGAGCACCGAUCUACCUGGCGGCUGUCCUCGAAUAUCUCGCCGCCGAGGUGCUCGAACUGGCAGGGAACGCGGCGCGUGAUAACAAUAAGCAGAGGAUCAAUCCAAGACACGUGCUGCUUGCAGUGAGGAACGAUGAUGAGCUGGGAAAGCUUCUGCAAGAAGUAACCAUAGCUAGCGGGGGAGUGUUGCCGAAUAUCAACCCCGUCUUGCUUCCAAAGAAGCCUUCUUCUUCUUCUGCCGCUGAGGACGUUGAGAAGGCCAAACAACACUAGAUUCUCCCAUCUGUUCAAUGUGAUACAUGUUACGCAGUGCAUGAAUGAUCGAACUCUUUGGGAUUUGGGGUCUCUGCUCACGUACUUUCCUGUGCCAAGAUCUUCUCGAUUCUGGGCGUAUGGGUCUCCCACGUCUUUUGGCGUAAUUAGCAUUUUAACUUCUUAC
Messenger RNA from Prosopis cineraria, 704 nucleotides. Its product is annotated as histone H2A.1-like. Bases 110 to 538 code for a protein of 142 amino acids. Gene Ontology annotation, cellular component: nucleosome. Lineage: Eukaryota; Viridiplantae; Streptophyta; Magnoliopsida; Fabales; Fabaceae. The record is from RefSeq and is a predicted model, not a curated record. Gene Ontology annotation, molecular function: DNA binding; structural constituent of chromatin; protein heterodimerization activity. The transcript is spliced from 3 exons.